Messenger RNA from Anoplophora glabripennis (Asian longhorned beetle), 2193 nucleotides. RefSeq names its product pentatricopeptide repeat-containing protein 1, mitochondrial. Bases 15 to 2084 code for a protein of 689 amino acids. The transcript has 4 exons. Gene Ontology annotation, biological process: tRNA 3'-end processing. Gene Ontology annotation, molecular function: tRNA binding; protein binding. Gene Ontology annotation, cellular component: mitochondrial matrix. NCBI's taxonomy places the organism in Eukaryota, Metazoa, Arthropoda, Insecta, Coleoptera, Cerambycidae. The record is from RefSeq and is a predicted model, not a curated record.
UGUCAUGAAAGUUGAUGAAAUUUGUUAACAAUCAACAUAAAAUGUUCAGAAUAAGAUUAUUGAAAUAUAUAACACAGAAACAGUUUAUAAAUAAUGUAAUUCCUUUAUAUAAUAAUGUAAACAGGCUAGGAUGCCAGAGCAUAUCGAAUAUAAAUGCAAAACAAAGUUUAAUACAGUACGAGAUAAAUGCUAAAGAAGCGAGUGCCACAAAUAAAUUAGAAAAUGAAAACCUUACAGAAAAAGAAUAUCUUGUGCGACUGAAAAAUGACCCGGACAGGUUUGGCCCCCCACAAGAAAAAGAAAUUAUCGAUGAGGGUGACGUACAGGAAGAAAAAUACUUCACAGAGCAACCAAGCCCCUCACAAAAACUUCGAACCAAACAGUACGCAGAUAUAAUAAAAGGUUUAAUAAGGCAGCGUAAAAUUAAGGAAGCGAUAGACGUGGUAGAAGUUAGAAUGUUAAAAGAGGAUCGAGUGAAACCUGAAAAUUACCUUUACAACUUAUUACUUGGAGCUUGUGGCAGAGUUGGAUAUACAAAGAAGGCGUUUAAGAUGUAUAACGAUAUGAAAAAGAGGGGUCUGAAAGUAACAGGUGGAACUUACACUGCUUUAUUUAAUGCUUGUGCAAAUAGUCCAUGGCUUACAGACGGCCUGGAGCGAGCUACUCACUUACGCAACAUAAUGAUUGAAAAAGGUUAUGAGCCUAACGAUACGAAUUACAAUGCUAUGAUCAAAGCAUUUGGUCGUUGUGGAGACAUAGCCACGGCGUUCACUCUGGCGGAUGAAAUGUGCUCAAAAGGUUUUAAAAUCAAAGAUGACACUAUAAAUUUCUUGUUACAAGCUUGUAUUGCUGAUAAAGACGCAGGUUUUCGACAUGCCUUACUAGUUUGGCGGAAGUUAAUUAAAAGAAAGAUAUUCCCUAGUGUGCAUACAUAUAAUUUAAUGUUAAGGUGUAUCAGGGACUGUGGUUUGGGUGAUAUAGAAGUUACGGAGGAUGUUAUUAAUAAAAUAUUAUCUGAUAGCAAUGGACUUUCUAAAAAACAUACAGAAAGUAACGGUCUAAAAUUACUUUCACAUAAUAAUGAGAUUAGUGAUCAAAACUUUCAUAAAAGUGAAGACGUAAAUUUAGUCACUGAAAAUUCUACUGACAAUUCUCAUCAAAGUGAAUCUGAAUCUACAACUAUUUUUCCGCAAGAAACUACAAUACAGACUAGUACCUCAAGCCAUAUUAAAGAUCUAAGGCCAAAUUUAAUGGCGCGGAUCCCUCAUUUAGGAAGUCUUAUAUCAUUGUCUGAAGUAAAAAAACCAGAGGAGCGUUUGUUACUUGUGGGGGGCUGCAGGAGUUUCCUUGAAAAUAUGAAGGAGAAUAACUGCGCACCCGAUAUUAAAACCUUUACGCAGCUGUUGGACAACAUUCCUAGUACUAUGGCAUCAGAGAAGGAGCUAUUAUCCUUUAUGAAGAAAUUUAACGUUAAACCUGACAUAGAUUUUUUCAAUAUGCUCAUUAAAAAAAGGAGCAUGCGUUUCGAUUAUGAAAAUGCCAAGGCAGUUGUGGUGUCCAUGAUGGAGCAAAACUACAAACCCAAUCUUAUAACUUAUGGCGUGCUGGCAUUGAGUUGUAGAAGUAAAGAGGAGGCUAUGGAGUUGUUGGACGAGAUGAAAUUGAAAAGUUACCACUUGAAUAUUCAAAUACUGGGGGCCAUGCUGCGCCAAGCUUGUUUCCAGGUGAAUUUUGGUUAUGUACUGAAAAUUAUGGAAACUUGUGUAGAGGAAAAUGUCCAACCCAACAAAAAAUUCAUGUCGAUUCUCGACGAGUUUCUAAAGAAAUGCAAGAAGUUAUUAAAACCAAAAGAAUUAACAAAAUCCCAAGAGAAAGCUUUUGGAAUUUUGAAAGCUAGAUAUAAAUCAUGGAAUCAGGAGAUCGAAAUAGACGAGUCUGAAGACGUGCAUCCUUGGCAACAGUACAGAGAGGAAAAUGACCAAGACGUAAGAGCAUACAAGUGGAAAGAUGGAACUAGGUUCAAACCGAGACAUACAUCGUUAUUUAGGAAGAAAACUUCGACGAAACACAAAAAAUAUAAAUAGUUUUUCUUUUCCGAGCUGUGAUAAAACUGUAUAUAAAUAUUUGUACCCCAGUAACGUUAUAUUUAUUUAUUUAGCAAAAAAGUAGCGGCAUACGAAAUAAUAACAUACU